AUGGAUAUUUACCAAACAUUUGAAUUAGAUGAAAAAGACAAAACACUAGAGAAUAUCAUAGAAAAAUUUGAUAAAUACUUUAAACCUAAAAUAAAUAUUACAUACGAAAACUAUAUUGUCUUUAAUCGCAAACAAAAAGAAAAUGAAAGCUACGAACAGUAUAUAACAGUUUUAAAAAACCUUAGUUCUACAUGUGAUUUUGGUAAUAUUAAAGAUCAAUUAAAUAAAGACAUAUUUGUGAGUGGAAUAAACAGCUCAGAAGCUAAAGAAAAUUUGCUAAAAAUAUCUAAUUUAACGUUAGAAAAAGCGCUAGAUAUAUGUAGAACAAAGGAGCUAGCCGCUAAACAAAUAAAAAAUAUUGAAAAUGAGACGCAAGACAUUGAAGUAAUUCGAAAAAGCAACGUUUUUGGUAAAUGUAUGAAAAAUCAUCCAUAUGGAAAAUGUCCAGCGUAUGGAAAAAUAUGUUCAAAAUGUGAAAAAAUAGGACAUUUUGCACAGGCUUGUAAAUUCAGAGGAUAUCAUGAGGAUAUCAGAAGACAAAUACCAGGGCGACAGGAAGACGAAAAGGGGAAGCAAACAAGUACGAUAACAAACCAUUCAGGAGAGACAGAGAAGAAAGAGGGUUUAAAAACUACAGAAAAAGAAACGAAGUCGAUCACGUAA
Molecule: messenger RNA, 663 nt
Organism: Onthophagus taurus
Lineage: Eukaryota; Metazoa; Arthropoda; Insecta; Coleoptera; Scarabaeidae
Source: RefSeq, a predicted model, not a curated record